Messenger RNA from Lactuca saligna, 1312 nucleotides. NCBI's taxonomy places the organism in Eukaryota, Viridiplantae, Streptophyta, Magnoliopsida, Asterales, Asteraceae. The record is from the annotation of a GenBank genome assembly.
AUGGCGCAACAAGGAGCCCGUGGUAGUGGUCGCAGUGGUAGUCACAUUGGUGGUUGUGAUGUUGGAGAUAGAAAUGCAUCUCAAUCACACAAUGAUGUAGAAAGUCAACCUUCUUCUUCUUCAGUUAGAGGAUCAAACAUCUUGGAACAAGUUCCAAGUAACCCAUCAAAAAGGAAGUUCAUUGAAGUCGAUUCUGAAAAGCAAUUAACGGAUCAGAUUUCAGUGAUCAGAGCCAUCACAUGUAUACUGAAGAUGAUGUUUGACGGCCCAUGGACCUCAUUGGAAGAAGAGACUGAUGUUCUUGCUCGCAAGGUAUGGGAAGACUGUAUGAAGAACCGAUUUCCUGACAUAAUGCGAAGAGCACGUGAAGCAUCUUUAGAACUUGCCAAAGCUGCAAAUGUGAAUGCCUCAGUAGAAGAUGGAUCUGUUUCCAAACAUAUCAGGGGUUCUAUAUCUAUUCGUCAACAUAAGAAAAGAAUGCAAGCAAUGCUUAAACGCCCUCCUACAGGAGUUGAACUUUAUGCAAGGUUGCACAUUAAACAGUCUACUCAAGAGUACAUUACAGCAAAGGCAGCUAAAGUUAAGGAGGCUUAUGAAAGUGCUAUGGUGGCUAAGUUUGGUGAUGAUACGAGUUUCCACCCCCUCUUGGAUAAUGAAACAUGGUGUGAUGUUUCCGAAGGAGUCAAGAAAGGAAGAAUAUAUGGAUUCGGAUCCGCGUCUGAUCCAGCGAGCUUUUUGGAAGUAACAUCUAGUACAAUAACAUCCCAAGAGGUUGUCUAUGAACGUGUACGAAACGAGAUGCAUGGUGAAAUGGAUGCUAAAGUUGCAGAAAUGGAGCUAAACAUCAACAAAUGCGUGAGAAAAUGGAUGCCAAAGCUGCAGCAAUAGAUGCCAAACAACAACAAAUUGAUGCAAAAUAUGAAGCAAUGGAGAAGAUGUAUGCAGUCUUGCAAAAUAUGAUGGGAAAUUGAAAAUUAGAGGUAAUAUGAUGUUGACCAUUAGUAUUUGAUGUUUUUGAAUGACUUGAAUGAGAACCGAAGAUGAUUGAUGGACAUGAAAUGAAGAGAGCAGCUAAAAUGUUAUUUUGAAAGUUAAACUUUUUUCUAUUUGUACCUCUUUUGCAUACUUUGGAUUUCUUGGUGCUAAAAUGUUAUUUUGAAGUUAAACCAUUGGGAGUUUAAUGUUAUAUGGAUAGUUUCGUUUUUGGAUGUGUUUUGAAUGACACUUUGGUAAACUUUGAUAGUUUUGGUAUUGUAAUGCUUGGUUGUAUCAUUAUUUGAUGUUCUUUAGUAUAAUAAUUUGAUGAUUGUAG